AUGCUCGACGACAAUAUGAAGGCUCAAAAAGUGCCUGAGCACGUCGCUCAAACUCGGGCCGAGCCGGAACACGAUGCCGAGAAGGUCGCCCCUGUGGACGAUGACCACGAUCCCUCCGAAGACAAGCCAGAUUCCGACGAUGAGGGCAAGCAGGCGGGUGUUAGGAAAAUAGAAGCGACCGCAUCCGUGUGGUCCAGAAAGAUGCUCUGGGUCAUCUUUGCCAUGAUCUACCUCGUCUCCUUCGUCGACAUGCUGCUACAGUCCGUCCAGUCCGAGCUGGUGCCCUACGUGACGUCUGCCUUCAGAAGCCACGGCCUGCUCGCCACCACCAGCGUCGUCUCCACCAUCGUGGGCGGAGUGUCCAAGCUCACCAUUGCCAAGAUCAUUGACAUCUGGGGCCGCGCUCAGGGUUUCGCCAUCAUGUUGCUAUUGAUCAUCAUCGGUAUGAUCAUGAAGGCGACGUGCCAGAACGUGGAGACGUACGCUGCGGCGCAGACCAUCUUCUGGGUCGGUCACAUUGGCUUUAUGUACACGCUCGACAUCAUAAUCGCGGAUAUGACAUCGCUCAAAAACCGGAUGAUCAUGGUUGGCAUCAACACAACCCCGACCAUCGCCACGACCUUCGCGGGCCCCAAGAUCGCCGAGCUGUUUUACAACAAUGUCAACUUCCGAUGGGCGUUUGGAUCCUUCGCCAUCAUCCUGGCCGGCUUUUCGAUCCCGAUGUUUGUCAUAUUCGUCCUCGAGGAGAGAAAGGCGAAGAAAAUGGGCAUCCUGGUCAAGAAGGACAGCGGGAGGACAUUCUGGCAGUCCUUCCAGUUCUACUUUUGGGAAUUUGAUGUUGUGGGCAUGCUUUUAACCAUGGCUGGCUUUGCCUUGAUCCUCCUGCCCUUCAGUCUUGCAAAAUCAUUCCCCAAAGGCUGGGCUGAUGCCGGCCCUAUCUGCAUGAUAAUCUUCGGAGUAGUGUCCCUGGUUCUGUUCGCUGUCUGGGAGAAGUAUUUUGCACGGGUGUCGUAUUUGCCCUUCGUGUUCCUCAAGGACAGGACCAUCUUAGGUGCCUCAAUGACCUAUGGAGUAAUGUUCAUCUCGAUAUACUGCUGGGAUACAUACUACUCUUCCUACCUGCAAGUUGUCCACGGCCUCAGCAUCGCAAAUUCAGGCUAUAUUCUGAACUCCUACUCGCUCAUGUCAUCGUUCCUCUCGCCUUUCGUGGGUGUGGCCAUCGCCAAAUUCGGACGGUUCAAGCACAUCGCAGUGUUUUCCGGUCUCCCAUUGAUCGCCCUAGGGACUGGACUUCUCACGCACUUCCGAGUGCCCGGAGCGUACGUCGGCUACCUGGCCAUGUGCCAGAUCUUCAAUGGUGCCGCUGGCGGCAUCCUCGCCAUGACCUCCCACAUCGCCGUCUUCUCCGCCGUGUCGCACCAGGAGAUCGCCGUCGUGUACGCCAUAUACGGGAUGUUCGGCUCGAUCGGUGCCGCCAUCGGCUUCGCCAUCGCGGGCGCAAUCUGGACCAAUGUCCUGCCGCAGAAGCUCGAGCAGUUCCUGCCCGACGACAGCAAGAAUCUGUCGUCGGCCAUCUACGGUAGCCUGCCGACGCAGCUCAGCUACCCGAUGGGUAGCCCUAUCAGAGAUGCUAUUAUCGAAGCGUACAGUGACGUCCAGAGGAAGAUGGUCAUUGCUGGUGGUUGCUUCAUCCCGCUGCUGGCGGUCGUCGUCUUCAUCUGGCGCGACAUCAAUGUUAAGAAGAUCGAGCAGGAGAGGGGACGCCAGACUAAGGGCAACGUAUGGUAA
Messenger RNA from Diaporthe amygdali, 1788 nucleotides. Its product is annotated as MFS siderochrome iron transporter 1. Gene Ontology annotation, molecular function: transmembrane transporter activity. Gene Ontology annotation, biological process: transmembrane transport. The coding region runs from base 1 to 1788 and encodes 595 amino acids. Lineage: Eukaryota; Fungi; Ascomycota; Sordariomycetes; Diaporthales; Diaporthaceae. The record is from RefSeq and is a predicted model, not a curated record. The transcript has 4 exons.